Messenger RNA from Heterotrigona itama, 1293 nucleotides. Lineage: Eukaryota; Metazoa; Arthropoda; Insecta; Hymenoptera; Apidae. The record is from the annotation of a GenBank genome assembly.
UCAGAAGUCGAAACGAGACAAACAAAUUCGGAAACGAAAAACUCUCGAACAGGUGAAAACGUUGAAAGUCACCGAGGGUGUGAGCGCAGAUAUUAAAAAUCGGAAAUCAACUUUCAGAUACCAGGCAUGUUGAGCGGUCCGGCGCAACAGCGGCUGGAGGACAUGUCCUGGCUGGCUUCCGGUCCGUCGCUGGAGUAUCAACAGGGCAUCUCGCCGAUUCCCGCGGGAGUGAAGAUGUGCCAUCCAGGCAGUACCGCUCAAAGGAGCCUGAAGGAGCAACGGAUACGUCGCCCGAUGAACGCGUUCAUGGUCUGGGCAAAGGUCGAGCGCAAGAAAUUGGCCGACGAGAAUCCUGAUCUCCACAACGCCGAUCUCAGCAAGAUGCUCGGUAAGUUCAGCCUCGAUAUUCCACGAAUAUUUCUUCUGUUUUAUGGACUUUCAAUGGAACGAAGCCAAUGGAUUCUCAACGAGACGAUGAAAGUUUUUGCGAAUGGAUAAUAAAACGUUGCAAACAAAGUCGGGAAGCAAGGAAUAUUUCGUUUGAUGAAUUUUUAAAAUUGAUAAACUUAUAGGUAUCUAUCUGCAACAUUUGCUUAAUUUAAUUCGAAACUAGGGGUUUGCUUAACGAAACUUCAAAUCGAAGAGCUAGGAAAAUUCCUCAAUUUGGUUAAUUAUUUGAUUUGUUCUACGUCAUAGUUUCUCUCAAGUAUCAAUUUUUCAAAUUAUGACUUGUAACACACGAAUUUACGAAUUGAAAACAAUCGAGAAUUCAACAAUUCGUUUUUUUUUUUUUUUUUUUUCUAAAAUUCAGCUACUCGAGUCCUCGUUUUUAGCAAGAAGAAUCGUAUCUGCUGUUGAUCGUAAAAUUUUAGAAACGAGACACUACAGACAUUUAAGAAGUUAUUGGAAAUUUAAUUCAAUUCAAUGAAUCAUUAAAUUAGUACUAAUUCGUUUGAGAACACUCUGAGAGAUACAUACAGAAAGAAUUUAGAAAGGCGUGUUGCCUUUGUACCGAACGUUCCAAUACUUCCUACAUACUGUAAUAGAGACAUAAUUAAUUACCAGGCUGCGUUAUUUUUAUUACAUUUGUGAGAAAUUGAAAAGUGAAAUAUGUAUAAAAUAUCUAAAGUAUUUUACUGCGUUUGGACAGCGAAUUCUUAGGAUUUUUAAGAUUCCAAACGAUCUACAAAAUUCAAUGUGUGUAAAAAUAUUAAAAACGUACGAUACCCUAUUACAACACUUAGUAUAAAAUGGAUUUUUUUUUAAGUUUGUCUACAAAAAUAUAAAAUUGCA